This is a messenger RNA of Naegleria lovaniensis, 948 nucleotides long. RefSeq lists its product as uncharacterized. The transcript is spliced from 3 exons. Bases 1 to 948 code for a protein of 315 amino acids. The record is from RefSeq and is a predicted model, not a curated record. Lineage: Eukaryota; Heterolobosea; Eutetramitea; Acrasida; Naegleriidae.
AUGAUGCUUGUUAGAAGAAGAGGAGAGGAUGAACUACAACUCUCAGCAUCCAUUGUCAAAGUUGAGAAUUUACCUAUUGAUCCAAACUCCAUCUAUGUCGUUUUCACUUUCGAUCAAGUUCCAAAAAAAGUCGGAUCGGCAGAUAAAAACCUCGAAGGAAAAAACAGUUAUGAAUGGUCCGAAACUAAUAAUAAUGUCAUUUUCAAAGAUGUUCCAGAAUUUAGUAAUGAACGAUUGAAAAUUGAGGUGAAAGAUAAACAAAGUGACAAGAUUGUAGGAAUGACAACCACUUCAUUGGAUACACUUCCCAAAAAUCUCGAAAUUUCUCGAAAACUCAAACUUUACGACACCAAAAACGCAGUCUGUCACGUUCGUUUGAAAGCCAUUGGUUUUGGUGUCGAGCAACGUUUAUUCGAAGUUCACAAAAACGUCAUGCCCUUUCUUCGAUCCAUUCACACACCGUCAGAUGCCAUGCGAAAUGUCGUCGUGUUACCAACAACGAUGGAAAACUUUUUUGGAUUGGAACCUGCCAUUGAGGCUUUGAAACGUGUGAAGGAACGAUUUCCAAGUGCUUCCUCUCAUCCAUUGUAUCCAGUGUUAUUGAUUUUUCCUGGAAAAUAUUUAGUGAGAGAAACGAUUAAAAUUCCAGCAUCGUUGAAUGGGUUGGUAAUUUUUGGAGUGACAGAUACGAAAGAACGAGUGCAUUUGAGUUCCAAUAAGAAGAAUGAACCCAUUUUUGAUAUUGCCAUUGAUGUGAACAUGAUUCAUAUGCACGGUUUGACAUUUGAUGCAGAUGGCUUGUGUGCCAAAGUUUCAUCGCCAACUACGAAAUUAGAGGCCUAUUCGUGUGACUUGUCCAAAAUUUGGCCAUCGAAUAGUAGUGCAGAAGUUGUAAAUUAUGAGUUUUUUGGAGAGGAGGAUUUGGAAGAUGAUGAAGCGUUUUAUUAA